ACGCGUCAGAGGUCAAGAUCAUUUAAUAUAAUAUUCCAAGUUUGGAGCUCAUGCGGCCGCCGGUGAAAGUGGCGAAUACGAGCACUCGGGCAGCGGCGCGAGACGGACGCGGGCGUGCUAGCGGGCCCGACGUGGCGGAAGUGAAUUGAAAAAUAUCUCGCCUGUGGUUACAAUACGGGUCGCAUAUGUUGCGUUCGCGGCGAGCGCAUCGCGAAUAUAGUGACAUGAAGUUACCGUAAAUAAACGCUCCGUGUACUAAGUGUCAACUCGAUCGUGUUUUGUUUUUAUUAUCAAACAUGUUAAAUAGUAGCGACGGACGUAAUAGAUAAGAAAUAGUGAUGGCUAGCAGCGGAGGAGUCGAGCCGGCGAGCUUGGAGUACAUGGAGGAUCCUUACUUCUUGCCGCCGGACGACGACUCGACGCCUAGCUUCGAUGUGGCCGUGGACGAGCUGGAUGAGCUGGAGGAGCGCGCCUGGCCCCAGGACGACCUGGACGCCUCCUGGCGCGCGCUCCCGGACCUCGCAGAUGCAGCACUGUGCAUUGAAACAGAAUUCUACAUGGACAAUCGGCGCAGAAGGGUCCGCAUAUUCAAAAAGAAAAUGCGCGAAGUUAGAGUCACCUUUCAAGAUUUAUCUAAGCCAUAUCUUGCCAAAGUGUCCAGCCACACGAAUUAUAAAAAGUUUUUAGGUAUCACACCUGGAGCUGAAGAAGUGAUCCCCGGCGCGGGCGCCGGCGGCGACACGCAGACACCCGACGAGCUCGCGGGUCUCACGCCCGAGCAGGCGGAGCAGCUCCGCGCGGAGUGGAGUCGUGAGCUCGCGCGCGUCGACGAUGAGAUCGCCACCCUGCGCACCGUGCUCAACAGCAAGAUGCGUCAAAGCUCCGAACUUAAAAGAAAGCUCGGCAUCACAGUGUGGAAGGAGAUUACUGAAGACGUCAAUCAAGGUUUUAAAAAUGUGAAGGAAAGCCAAGUCUAUCAAUCAAUAGAAACUCGCGUGGCAGCGCUUACUCAAGCUGUGACCGAAGCACCAAUAUACCAAAAAACGGAAUCUGUGAUAAAAUCGACGGCGGAGAAGACCACGUCGAUCCUGGGAGGCAUCACCGCCGGCGUGUCCACCAAGCUCGGCCAGAUGCGCAACUCCGAGUCCUUCCGCUCCAUCGAGGAGCGCGUCGGCUCCGCCUACGAGAACGUUAAGGGCAAGGUGGCGUCCCGGUCGAACUCGACGCAGAGCUUCGACGAGGCGCUGCGCGACGCCAGCCGCGCGGCCAGCGGCGCCACCUCGCCCACCAUCCCCGAGCACAAGCCGCUGCCCUAGUGCGGCGCGCACACACCGGACACCAGGGCUCCACUACCGACCCACUCCACAGGCGAUUCACUACGGGCCAGUCGCACCGACCACUAAUAGUGGAUCGACGUCCCUCGGCGGUCAACUAUGAUGAUAUUUCUUAUACGAUACAAUUUUGAGAACACUUUAAUGGGUGUUAAGACAGACGGCUCGUGCGACCGACCCUAACUCGACCUCAUACUGCAACAUGCACGGAAUGUUGAAGAGUGUAAACGCAUGCUCGACAGUUUUGGAUUCUUUUGGUCCUAGCGCUAUAAUUACUGCCUCGGCCCCUGAGUUACGGAAGCGUUUAUCAUUCAUACACCAGUACUUGAUCUAAGCAAGUGUGAUUGGAUUUUGCAACUAGUUGACACUCGGGGUAGUCCGGACACGCUUCCCGUAAUCAUUCUUAAAAUGCUUGCACUUUAAGUUAAAACUUCAUUGGCUUUAUGACGUAUUGAGUAUUUUAUGAUAGUUUGCAAUCGUGUCUAAUAUUUAUACAUUAUUUAUUAUGUGUCGCAGCUGGUUGGGCGGUAGCGUUGUGGCGAAACUACAAUAUUCUGAUUUGAUACCUUAAUUCGAACCCCAUUAUUACUUUUGUUAUGUUAUUUAUAUUAGAAUUAAUGUACUUAAUGGGGGAUCAGUGUUACGCUACGAGGUAUCCUAUUAAAGAGAUAUAUGUCGAUUACUAUUUAAUUUCGUUCGUAUUCUUUUAGCCCAUGACUAAUAGUUUUAUCACUGUUUAGGAAAUAAUAUCAGUUAGAACGUUUGUUUCGCCAAUAAUUUAGUAGGUCCCUUCUAGAUGUUUCCUCCUUACAAGUUUAUGUCAGAUUUAAUCACAAUUGAGCAUAUGCAUGUAAUUGUAGUGAGUGUACGUUGGAUUCUUCAAGACUGCCUGAUGGCCUCUAAUCACUUUACCUAAAGGGUACUUUAUUAUAUACUUGUGUCUAAAAUGCAUUCCACGAAAGUUACUCAUUUAUAGUGUCUAUUUAAUGUUUUUAAUGUUAAAUUUGUGGUGAGACGAAGAUAAAUUCAAUAAACGUUGGUACGCUAUGAACGAUUGAUUACAAUAGUAUAAUAUGCCUGUUGAAGGACAACAAGACCUCACCGACGUCCUUAGGUCCAGUUGAUAACUAAAACUAAUAUAAUAUUUUUGUAAGAUGCUUAGCUUUCCUUUACUUAUAAAAUAUUUUCACUAUUUACAUCAAAUACCUUAAGAAUGGUAAAUAAAAUUUAUGUAUAAAA
Cydia fagiglandana is the source of this 2570-nucleotide messenger RNA. RefSeq names its product tumor protein D54. The record is from RefSeq and is a predicted model, not a curated record. Bases 339 to 1316 code for a protein of 325 amino acids. The transcript has 6 exons. Gene Ontology annotation, cellular component: cytoplasm. NCBI's taxonomy places the organism in Eukaryota, Metazoa, Arthropoda, Insecta, Lepidoptera, Tortricidae.